AUGGUUCAUCAGUUACUGUUUGAUUGCAAAGCUAAAAAUAUUUUGAAAAUUGUUUGUGCAAUGGAUGAAGAUAAAAUAAGUGCAGAUCAAAAUGAAUUUUCUGAUAUACCAACAACAGUGAUUUAUCGAAAAAAUAUUACAAAAAGUUCAAAAUCAUUUUUAAUCGAAACAUUAUUGUCGAAAAAUGAUGAAAAGUCAAAUACAACAUGUAAAAGUAAUUCGCCAUCACCAGCUUCAUCGAUAGCAUCAAGUCCACCUAUAAGUCCUGGAAAUGAAACGAAUUUUUACCAGCCACAUGAGUCUCAGCAAUUUCAAAAUUCAUUUAAAUAUUCAAUGGAUUAUUUUAAUCAUCUUCACCAUCAAUAUCCUCAUUUUGAAUUGUUCCAACAUUCAAGACUUUUUUAUCCACCAAUAGGCGAAUUUAAUGGUGCUAAAACUUGUUUCUUCCAAUUGUAUUCAGCCCAGCACGGAUUUUUUGGAAAAACUCGGAGACCUCGAACAGCAUUUACAUCCCUGCAGCUUUUAGAGCUUGAGAAGCAAUUUAAACAAAACAAAUAUUUAUCCCGUCCAAAGAGAUACGAGGUUGCCAGCAAUUUAAUGCUUUCUGAGACUCAGUUCCAAAACAGAAGGAUGAAAUGGAAGCGAUCCAAGAAAGGUUACCAGGAAUCAAAAUCAAAGAGUCAAGGGUCGAGCAAAUCAAAAAUUACAGAAGACAUUAUUGAACGAUCACCAGAAGGCGUUUUAAAGAAAAUUCAAACAUCAACGCAGUUGGAAAACAUCGAACCACAAUUUUCACAAAGGAUAUUUCUAAGUAAUAAUAAUUUCAAUGAAAAAAAUAAUCCAUACAUUUUGGGAAUAGCAUGAGAUUAAAAGUCAAGCUAAACAAAGACAAAAUAAAAAUAAAAAAUGAUAUUAAA
Molecule: messenger RNA, 917 nt
Organism: Clunio marinus
Lineage: Eukaryota; Metazoa; Arthropoda; Insecta; Diptera; Chironomidae
Source: the annotation of a GenBank genome assembly